This is a messenger RNA of Amaranthus tricolor (Joseph's coat), 1608 nucleotides long. RefSeq lists its product as uncharacterized. Bases 1 to 1608 code for a protein of 535 amino acids. The transcript is spliced from 8 exons. NCBI's taxonomy places the organism in Eukaryota, Viridiplantae, Streptophyta, Magnoliopsida, Caryophyllales, Amaranthaceae. The record is from RefSeq and is a predicted model, not a curated record.
AUGGCGAUGGACUUUGCAAUGGAGACUCAAAACGUGCGGCUUGGUCUGUGUACAAAUGGUUUUAACCUCUUUGGAAGUUCGGGUCAACAAAAGGAGAAUUUUCAACUGCGAGCAGCUUUAAUGUGGACGAUCAAUGACUUUCCAGCUUAUUCGAUGUUGUCUAGGUGGAGUACUGCGGGCCGAUAUGCUUACCCUUACUGCAUGGAUGAUUCACAAGCCUUCUACCUUACGCAUAGCAAGAAGAUGUCUUGGUUUGACUGUCAUAGAAGGUUUUUAGAUAGAAGUCAUCCCUAUAGGAGAAAUAGAACAAAUUUCAGAUCAGGCCUUGUUGAGAAAAGAGAUCCACCUAUUAUUCGGACUGGACAUAAAUUGCUUGAUGAAUUAGACCAUAAAACAAAGGAUCACAUCAAGGGUAGACACGAUCUGCGUGAACUUGGUAUACGUUCAGAAUUGCAUCCUAUAGGUACGUCUAUUCCUAAAGCUUCCUAUACAUUAAAUGAACAACAGAUAUGUGCUUUGCUUCAAUGGUUGAAAAGUAUUAGAUUUUCCGAUGGUUAUGUGUCCAAUAUGGCAAGGAAUAUUGACAUGGCCAAGCAUCAAUUGUUCGGCAUGAAAAGUCACGACUGUCAUGUUUUCAUGCAACGCUUAAUUCCAACGCUUAAGAUGGAAGCAAAUAGUCCGGUUAUCAUCUGCAAACUAGAGACUAUAUUUCCGCCCACAUUCUUUGAUAGCAUGGAACACAUUCCUAUCCAUUUGGCAUAUGAGGCAAGGAUUGCAGGACCGGUCCAAUACAGAUGGAUGUAUCCAUUUGAGAGGUACCUUAGACAUUUGAAACUCAAUGUGAAAGAUAAAGCUGCUGUUGAAGCGUCGAUAUGCAACGCUUAUUUAACCGAGGAAGCAUCACAUUUUGUUUCCCAUUAUUUUGAGCCACAUGUGCGAUGCAGGGUCGGAGACCUUCCCAGGAAUGAUGGUGGAAGUUACAACAAUGUUGUAUCUGGUGUAUUCACAAUCUUCAGUCAUCCAAUAAGAUUUCAUGGAAAAGGAAAAGCAUAUAUUUUUGAUGAAAGAGAUUACGAGAUUGCCCAUAGAUACGUGCUAAUGAACUGUCCAGAUGUGGAUGUAUUUGUAUCUGAGUUUAAAAGUUCAAUUCAAAGACAUGAACCGAAUUGGUCAAGUCAGAGGAUUGAAGCGUUUGUGCAAGAAUAUUUUACAAAUGCAUUCAGAACAGCAGCAAGACAAGGAUUAUUCGAUAACCGAGUGAACAGUGACAUUUUGAAGCAGAUGGCUGAAGGACCACUUAAACAUGCUCAAAGUUACAAUGUCUGUUACACAAACGGAUAUAGAUGUCAUACAAUACUUCAUGCAUCAAAUAAAUCUGCAGACAAUAGUGGAGUGUGCGUCAAAGCUGCUGACAACAGUCGUGACGAAGAUGAUUUUUACGGGCAAUUGCUUGAAAUAGUAGAGGUUGAAUACCCGGGGAUACCUAUCAAUAGAGUGCAUGAUAAUGAUGAAGAUACUGAAGAAGAUGUGGAUCUUGUACUGUCAGAAAACGAAGGAUCCGAAGAUGAAGAUGUUGAGAACAAUGAGUAUUUUAGUGAUGAAGAGUAG